Staurois parvus is the source of this 357-nucleotide messenger RNA. Lineage: Eukaryota; Metazoa; Chordata; Amphibia; Anura; Ranidae. The record is from the annotation of a GenBank genome assembly.
AGGGUGUCAUAUGAUGUCCUCCCACUCUAACUGCAUGUGCGUGCCCCUCAGCGCGGCGAUCGGUGGAGAGGAGAGCCAGUAAUCGGCAUUACUCAGAGGGGACAUGUACAGGGAUCAUCAGGUCACUGAUGAUCAGUGUGCCCUGAUGAUCAAUGUAGCCUCAUCAGUGCCACCUGUCAGUGCCCAUCAAUGGCACCUGCCAGUGCCACAUCAAUGCUGCAUAUCAGUGCCUACCAGUGCACAUCAAUGCCAUAUAUCAGUGCCCAUCUAAGCUGCCUUUCAGUGCCACCUAUCAGUGCCAGUCAGUGCCACAUAUCAGUGCCAGUCAGUGCUGCCUAUCAGUGCUGCCAAUCAGUC